Molecule: messenger RNA, 313 nt
Organism: Meloidogyne enterolobii
Lineage: Eukaryota; Metazoa; Nematoda; Chromadorea; Rhabditida; Meloidogynidae
Source: the annotation of a GenBank genome assembly
UUUUGGCGGAAAUUCUUUUUUUGACGGUCUUCACCCAAAUCGAAAUUCAAUGGGAAAUUCAUCAUUAAGACGUUCAAUGCCUUCAGUAAAUAAUGAUAAUGAAAAAAUAAUAAAUACUAAAGAAGAAAGAGGGGAUAAACAACAAUUAAAUAUAAACAACAGACAUGCAAGUUUUUGUUUGGAUACUGAAAGUUCUGAAAGAAAAGUAGUUGAUGGAUUGGGGGCUUUGGCUUUUGGUGGUGGAAAUAAAAAAGAAAAUAAUAAAUCUGAAAAAAUGUUAGAGAAUUUAUUUAUACAGUUGGGAUAUGACUAA